CAGUGCUUCCUCUUCCACAGCGACGUGUCAUACGAAGGCAAAGACCAAAAAGUAAAAGUUUCCUGAAAUUUCGCAUGUAAUUGCUUCGCAAGGAGCACAACUACGUUUUAAAGCUGCCAAUAGCACACCCCGACACACAGCCAACACGCCAAGAUGGUUUUAGCAGAUUUAGGAAGGAAAAUAACAACGGCUCUGCACUCGCUGAGCAAAGCCACAGUUAUCAAUGAGGAGGCCCUGAAUUCCAUGCUGAAAGAGAUUUGCGCAGCGCUGCUGGAGGCUGAUGUAAACAUACGACUGGUGAAGCAGCUGCGCGAAAAUGUGCGAGCCGUCAUUGACUUCGAUGAGAUGGCCGGGGGCUUGAACAAGCGCCGCAUGAUCCAGUCGGCCGUGUUCAAGGAGCUGAUAAAACUGGUGGAUCCGGGCGUCAAGCCGUAUCAGCCAAUCAAGGGAAAGGCGAACAUUGUCAUGUUUGUGGGUCUGCAGGGAUCCGGCAAGACCACAACCUGCACCAAGCUAGCCUAUCACUACCAGAAGCGCAACUGGAAGUCGUGCCUUGUGUGCGCGGAUACGUUCCGUGCUGGUGCCUAUGACCAGAUCAAGCAGAAUGCCACCAAGGCUCGCAUUCCGUUCUACGGCAGCUAUACAGAAAUCGAUCCCGUCGUCAUUGCCCAGGAGGGUGUGGACAUGUUCAAGCGCGAGGGAUUUGAGAUGAUCAUUGUGGAUACUUCCGGACGACACAAGCAGGAGGAAUCGCUGUUCGAGGAGAUGUUGGCGGUUGCAAACGCCGUGAAUCCCGACAACAUCAUCUUCGUGAUGGACGCCACCAUUGGACAGGCUUGCGAGGCUCAGGCGAAGGCUUUCAAGGACAAGGUUGACAUUGGCUCAGUGAUCAUCACCAAGCUGGAUGGCCAUGCCAAGGGAGGUGGUGCCCUGUCUGCUGUAGCAGCCACACAGUCGCCCAUCAUCUUCAUAGGCACAGGCGAGCACAUUGACGACCUGGAACCCUUUAAGACGAAACCCUUCGUUAGCAAGCUCCUCGGGAUGGGCGACAUCGAGGGCCUGAUAGAUAAGGUCAACGAGCUGAAACUGGACGGAAACGAAGAGCUUCUCGAGAAGAUCAAGCAUGGCCAUUUCACAAUACGCGAUAUGUACGAGCAGUUCCAGAAUAUCAUGAAAAUGGGUCCCUUCUCGCAGAUCAUGAACAUGAUCCCUGGCUUCUCGCAGGACUUCAUGACCAAGGGCGGCGAGGCGGAAUCGAUGGCUCGCAUUAAGCGAAUGAUGACCAUGAUGGACAGUAUGUCCGACAACGAACUGGACAACCGUGACGGAGCCAAGCUCUUCAGCAAGCAGCCCACGCGCUGCAUACGUGUGGCCCAAGGAGCAGGAGUGCUGGAGCGCGAGGUCAAGGAGCUGAUUGCCCACUACACAAAGUUUGCAGCAGUCGUGAAGAAAAUGGGCGGCGUCAAGGGUCUGUUCAAGCAGGGUGACAUGACCAAGAAUGUAAAUCCCAACCAGAUGGCCAAGCUCAAUCAGCAGAUGGCCAAGAUGAUCGAUCCCCGCAUGCUUCAGCAGAUGGGCGGCGUAGGCGGACUCCAGAACAUGAUGCGGCAGCUGCAGCAAGGAGCGGCGGGCGGCUUGGGUGGACUGGGGAACCUGAUGGGAGGCUUUGGUGGCAAGUGAGGCCAGUCGCGAGUGUAAAUUUAUAGAUUUUUGUAUGAUUUUGUUUCUACGUAGUUCAGUUUUUAGCAAUAUGUUUAUUAACGGUUGGCCAGUGCCCGUGCCCGUUCCCGUGCACUGGGACAGUGCGUCAAUUUCCCAUUGUUCAAGACCAAAAAACAAAAAAAAUUUAGAUCGGUGUGAGAGCGAGAACAAGAGAGAAAAAAAAACGUAUAAACAAACA
Drosophila obscura is the source of this 1900-nucleotide messenger RNA. It is a transcript of the gene Srp54k, whose product is annotated as signal recognition particle 54 kDa protein. Bases 154 to 1680 code for a protein of 508 amino acids. The transcript has 2 exons. Lineage: Eukaryota; Metazoa; Arthropoda; Insecta; Diptera; Drosophilidae. Gene Ontology annotation, biological process: SRP-dependent cotranslational protein targeting to membrane; SRP-dependent cotranslational protein targeting to membrane, translocation. Gene Ontology annotation, molecular function: 7S RNA binding; GTPase activity; endoplasmic reticulum signal sequence receptor activity. Gene Ontology annotation, cellular component: cytosol; signal recognition particle, endoplasmic reticulum targeting. The record is from RefSeq and is a predicted model, not a curated record.